UUUUUUUUGUGUAUGGCCUGUGAGAGCUUUUAAUGCCAUUUUCCAACAAUGGAAUCUUUCUGCUUCUGAUGAAUGGAACAUAAGUGGAGAGCCAUGUAGUGGAAUCGCCGUUGAUUCAUCAAAUAUCAGCAACCCUGGGAUCAAAUGUAAUUGCUCAUCCAACGGUGGAUCCACCUGCCACAUAACCCAAAUCAAACUGCAAGGGUUGCAGCUGAGAGGGGUAAUUCCGGAAGAGCUCCGAAGCCUGACUUUCCUCACGGAUCUGGAUUUGUCACAAAAUUUCAUAACGGGUCCAUUGCCAGGAUUUAUCAGCAGAUUGACGUCCAUUCGCUCCUUGGUUAUAAGAUCAAAUAACUUCUCCGGUUUGCUUCCGUCUGAGCUGAGGCUUUUGCUAAGUCUGCAACAACUGGAUGUAAGCUCAAAUAACUUCUUUGGUUCAGUCCAGUUGGGUAAUCUGCCAAGUCCACAGAAACUGAACAUAAGCCACAAUAGCUACGCUGCAGAGCUCCCACCUGAGCUGGGGAAUUUGUUUAGUUUGCAACAACUGGAUAUAAGCCACAAUAACUACUCUGGUUGGCUCCCACCUCGGUUGGGGAGUUUGUCAAGCCUGCAGCAAUUGGUUAUAAGCUACAAUUACUUCGCUGAUUAUCUCCCACCUGAGCUAGGGAAAUUGGCAAGUCUGCAACAAUUGGAUAUAAGCCACAAUAACUUUGCUAAUUGGCUCCCACCAGAGUUGGGGAAUUUGUCAAGUCUGCAACAACUGGAUAUAAGCUUCAACAAUUUCAUUGGUUCGCUCCCACCUCAACUGGGGAAUUUAGAAAGUCUGCAACAAUUGAAUAUAAGCUACAAUAACUUCAACAAUUCAUUCCCACUUGAACUGGGGAAGUUGGCGAGUCUGCGACUAUUAUACAUGGAUAGUAGUGGGCUAAGCGGUGGGAUUCCUUCAACAUUUGCUAACUUGACCAACAUGAAGAUCUUGUGGGCAUCUGAUAACCAGUUCACAGGAAAGAUACCUGAUUUCAUUGGGAGUUGGAAUCUUACCAAUUUGAAUAUUCAAGGCAAUGCUUUCGAGGGUCCGAUACCAUCGAGUUUUUCUAAUUUGACCUCACUGACCGAUUUGCGGCUUAGUGAUGUGUCUAAUGGGAGUUCGUCAGUGAAUUUUAUUGAGAAUAUGACAUCUUUAACCAACUUAGUCCUAAGAAACAAUAUGCUUUUUGGUACUAUCCCAUCCACCAUUGGAAAACACCGAUUAUUGAUGCAGAUGGAUUUGAGCUUCAACAAUUUAAGUGGCCAAAUUCCAAACUCUCUCUUCAAUAUGAGUUCGCUCGUUUACUUGUUUCUUGGAAACAACAACUUAUUUGGUGCACUGCCGUCACAAAAAAGCAAUAAACUUCUUAAUGUAGAUUUAUCAUACAAUCAAUUAUCAGGAAGCUUUCCAUCUUGGGUUACAGAAGAAGGCUUAAACUUGAACUUGGUGGCUAAUAAUUUUGUAUUCGAUAGUUCUAACAGCAGUGGUUUGCCUUUAAGCUUAAGUUGUCUUCAGCGAAGCUUUCCAUGCCAUCGGAAUCCUCCAAUCCAUUCUUCAUUUGCGAUCAGGUGUGGUGGGCCCACAAUGACAACUACUGAAACAGAGUAUGAAGCUGACAUUGCAAUUCUGGGCCCAGCAUCCUAUAAUGUGGCCAGCACAGAGAAGUGGGCCGUCAGCAAUGUUGGAAGGUUUAGUGAAGGCAGCAACACCAGCUAUUACAGGUACACUCAAGAAGAAUUUCCGAAUACAAUAGACUCGGGGCUGUUCCAAUACGCCAGGCUAUCACCAGGAUCACUGAGAUAUUAUGGUCUGGGGCUCGAAAACGGGAACUACACUGUAAAUCUGAGAUUCGCAGAGACGGAAUUUUCACAAACUCGGGAAAGCGUUGGAAAACGCAUUUUUGAUAUUUACCUUCAGGGCAAUUUGUACUGGAAAGAUUUCGAUAUAAAAAAGGAAGCAGGUGUUUCCUUCAGAGGCAUUGAGAAGGAACAAUGGGUUAUGGUAUCGGAAAGCGUUCUUGAAAUUCAUCUCCUUUGGGCUGGAAAGGGGACUUGCUGUAUACCUUCCCCGGGAACGUAUGGACCCACCAUAUCGGCCAUCCGUGUUACUCCCAAUUUUAAACCUACUGUUGGGACUUCACGAAAGAAGAAAAAUAUUGCUUUGGCUGUUGGAAUUUCGGUUUCUGCUGGAGUUCUAAGCAUUAUAUUUGUUUUAGUAGUUUUUAUUUGGAAGAGGAGUAAAAGGCUGAGUGUUGAUGAAGAUGAAGAGUUUUUAAGAAUGGGUCCUAGACCAAACACUUUCAGUUAUGCAGAACUGAAGACCGCCACUGAAGACUUCAAUCCUGCAAAUAAGCUGGGUCAGGGUGGAUUUGGCCCCGUUUUUAAGGGCACAUUGCUAGAUGGGCAGAUAGUGGCUGUGAAACAACUCUCAGUAACAUCUCACCAAGGAAAGAGUCAGUUUGUAGCGGAGAUUGCUGCUAUAUCUGCUGUCCAACAACGAAACCUCGUGAAGUUGCAUGGAUACUGCAUCGAGGGAGCACAUCGGCUACUUGUUUAUGAGUAUCUGGAAAACAAGAGCCUUGAUCAAGCUCUCUUUGGAGAGAGUAAAUUGCAUCUGGAUUGGCAUACCCGCUUCAAGAUAUGCUUGGGGACAGCAAGAGGUCUCGCUUACCUUCACGAGGAAUCCAGGCCUCGCAUUGUUCACAGGGAUGUCAAAGCCAGUAAUAUUCUGCUCGACACAUAUCUCAAUCCAAAGAUAUCAGAUUUUGGUUUGGCUAAGCUCUAUGAUGACAAGAUGACCCACAUCAGUACAGGUGUCGCAGGGACAAUUGGCUACCUUGCACCGGAGUAUGCCAUGCGUGGACAUCUGACAGAGAAGGCUGAUGUAUUUGCAUUUGGAGUUGUUGCUCUGGAGAUUGUAAGUGGAAGGCCAAACACAUACCAGGACGUGGAUCCGGAGAAGUUGUAUCUCCUUGAAUGGGCUUGGUAUCUCCAUGAAAACGACCGCGCAUUGGAACUGGUGGAUCCAACACUAUCAGAAUUCAAUGAAGGAGAAGUGUCUCGGAUGAUCGGCAUUGCUCUUCUAUGCAUCCAGGCAUCGCCAUCACUACGCCCAUCCAUGUCACGGGUGGUGAACAUGCUGUUGGGAGACAUUGAAGUGGGCACCGUCUCAUCGAAGCCCGGCUUCUUAACUGGUUUGCCAUCUGAUGAUACAGGCAGUUUCAUGAUUUAUGAUACUUCGACAGUGCCGCUGAAUGCAAGCGGCUCACGCCAGGGUGCCACUGAGGCAAUGCUGCAUGAGGUUAUUGGAAAUGGACAGUGAUGAUUGAAAGUCUGUGCAGAAGAGUGGGCCCUCAAGAUCUGAGGGUCUACACACAAUAUGGUACCUCCACAAAGCCAACAUAUGAUAUUCAGACUUCUUCCCAUUUAUCAUCUAAAUCUUCGUUUAAACUUGAAUUUGUUAAAAAAUAAUUUAAAAAAAAAAAAAAAAGAAUUAAAGGACCACCCACUAGUGAUUGCCAAGGGUUUGGUUGUUGGUAUUUGAGAUAUUGUUUCCAUCUAUUUAGCUUGUUCUUAGUUUGUGGACUACUAUAUACUCAUUAAUGAAGUAGCAUUGAGUGAUUUUGAACAA
Messenger RNA from Magnolia sinica, 3658 nucleotides. RefSeq names its product probable LRR receptor-like serine/threonine-protein kinase At1g56140. Gene Ontology annotation, molecular function: ATP binding; protein kinase activity; protein binding. The record is from RefSeq and is a predicted model, not a curated record. Lineage: Eukaryota; Viridiplantae; Streptophyta; Magnoliopsida; Magnoliales; Magnoliaceae. Gene Ontology annotation, biological process: protein phosphorylation. Bases 911 to 3349 code for a protein of 812 amino acids. The transcript has 29 exons.